Trichomonas vaginalis G3 is the source of this 1137-nucleotide messenger RNA. Its product is annotated as protein deneddylation. The coding region runs from base 1 to 1137 and encodes 378 amino acids. Gene Ontology annotation, cellular component: cytosol; COP9 signalosome. The transcript has a single exon. NCBI's taxonomy places the organism in Eukaryota, Parabasalia, Trichomonadida, Trichomonadidae. The record is from RefSeq and is a predicted model, not a curated record.
AUGUCUGUCGAAAAUUUGGUCGAAGAUGCGAUUAAUGCUCAAAACACACCAGAAGAAUUCUCCAAAAUUGUGUUAAACUACAUCAAGGCGAACGAUUCUGUUAAUUAUUACAACGCAUUCAAGCAUUUCAAGAAAAACUCAAAGAGAUUCUCAGAUGCUAUCAAAGCAAUUCGAGAUUCCGCAAACGUAUUAAAAGACAUGAAGGAUAUUGCUAAUGCCCUUAAAUUCUUUGAAGCAAUUGAUGAAUUUUUGGCUGAUUAUCCAAGCUUUUUCGAAGAAUUAAAGGAAGUUAUCGAAAUUUACGAAAAGAUAUGCAGAGCAGGUAACAAACUCUCUCAAUUUGCCAAACUUUUGGAGAAAAAACCAGUUGAUGAAACAAAGAUGAAGCCUUCUGAGAUUUUAGACCUAUAUCUCACUAUUGCAAACCUCCAUCUCCAAUCCAAAGGCAUUUCAAAGGCCCAGCAAUACUUUGCUAAAGCGAAACCAUAUUAUUUCCCGAAUUCUACACCUCUUGAGAACCAAAAGGUCUACAAUAAUACACAUACUAACCUUAUGAUUGAAACGAAGAACUUCCUUGCCGCUUCCCAGCAACUUUUGAGUACAUAUCUCGAUAAAAAACUUUCUCAAGGCCAGGACAAGCAAAAACUACUCUUAAGAGCCAUUAUUUUUGCAGGUGUAUGCCCACCAGGCCCAUCCCGUGACGAACAGUUCCAACAGAUCAUGAAAAUCGAAGAAGCUCAAAAGAUUCCAGAAUACAAGCUCAUUCUCCGCUUAAACAACCGCCAAAUCAUUUCGGAUACAGAGAUUGAAGAGUUCUGGAACAUUAUCAAGGAAGAAGAAUCAGUUUCGAAACAAUAUUUCCAAGCAAACAUCAAAAAGCAUAACAUGACCCAGAUUUCUUACAUCUACAAGUCUGUGUCCAUCGAGAGAAUCGCUAAGAUGAUUGGUUCUACACAGGCUGAAGUUUUGAACAAUUUGAACUCAAUGAUUUCAUCUCACGAGAUCAAAGCGAAGAUCGACCAGCCAAACAACAAAGUCGUGUACCACAAUGACGACGUCUACAACAUUGACGACCAGAUUCUUGAGUUUUGCGAUAAGGUUCUGCGUCUUGCAGAUUCAAUCCAAGAAGCAAAAUGA